GGGGUAUAUACAGCCCCCCAUAAUGUAAUGAGGCAUAUGGUCUCUGGGUUUGACCCUCUGUGGAUGCUACUGUCUCCUCCCGUCCCUGCAUUGUCUUUCUUUUCUCCUUCUUCUUUUCGUCCCGGAACCAAACAUGACUUUCUACAAACACUCAGGUCCUAGGAGUUAUCUCACCUCCACCAUGACUGAUCGCUUCGACUGCUACUACUGCCGCGACAACCUGCAUGGGAAGAAAUAUGUGAAGAAGGAAGAGAAGCAUGUGUGCACCAAGUGCUUCGAUAAGCUCUGCGCCAACACCUGUGCAGAGUGCAAACGCCCCAUUGGUGCCGACUCCAAGGAGCUUCACCAUAAGAACCGCUACUGGCAUGAGGACUGUUUCCGCUGUGCCAAGUGCUACAAGCCACUGGCUGCUGAGCCGUUCAGCGCCCGGGAUGAUGGCAAGAUAAUGUGUGGCAAGUGUGGCUCCCGGGAGGAUGGCAACCGCUGCCAGGGCUGCUACAAGGUGGUCAUGCCAGGAUCCCAGAACGUGGAGUACAAGAACAAGGUGUGGCAUGAGGAAUGCUUCACCUGCUUUGAAUGCAAGCAGCCAAUCCGCACACAGAGCUUCCUGACCAAAGGUGAUGACAUCUACUGCGCUCCCUGCCAUGAUAAGAAGUUUGCCAAGAAAUGCUUCCACUGCAAGCAGCCCAUCACCUCUGGAGGGAUCAGCUACCAGGACCAGCCCUGGCACUCUGAGUGUUUCAAGUGCCACACCUGCCAUAAACCUCUGGCGGGAGCUCGCUUCACUUCCCAUGAGAACAAUGUUUACUGCGUGGACUGCUUCAAGACUGAUGUGGCCAAGAAGUGCCAUGGCUGCAAGAACCCAAUCACAGGGUUCGGCCAUGGCACCAACGUGGUGAACUACGAGGGAUACUCCUGGCACGAGUAUUGCUUCAACUGCAAGAAGUGCUCCCUCUCGCUGGCCAACAAGCGCUUUGUCAUCAACGGAGAACACAUCUACUGCCCUGACUGUGCUAAGAAGCUGUGAACAGCACAAUCAGCUGUGCAGAAGAUCACAGUUUAAAGGGGUAUUACACCAAAAUAUAUUUUUCUCAUAAAAUUUGACUAGAGUGUGAGAUAGUAACAGAAUAUGACUGAAUUGGUAUAUAAUGUGAAGACAGUUGAUUUUGGUGAAACAUCUCUUUAUGCAGUUGACAGACUCAAGUUAUUUCAACUAAAUACGCAUUAGCUUGAAUCAUUUAUCUACACAUACAUUAUUGCAACUUGUUUCUGCGUUGGAUACUAACAUGGCAACAGAUUUUUCUUUUGUGGGAUUGUGAUAUGCACUAUUAGUCUAAUCUAAUCCAUGAUUCUGUGUAGCUUUAAGAUAAAAAAAAGCCUUUUCAGUGCCUUACUGGAGUCUUUCAGAGAGAAUAUGCUUUUUACAUGCAUACUGCUGCUCAUACAUACCAGCUUUGAUUAAUAAUCUGAUGGUCUGAAUGGAUUAUCAGAAUAUUCUAAACACGUUUAGCGAGUGAAUUUUAAAUUCAAAUUAGGCCUUGAUGCUGAAAUAUAAACUGCUCAUGUAUUCAAGACUUGAAGUUGAAUGUAAACCAGAAUAAAAAGGAGGACGUGA
Molecule: messenger RNA, 1615 nt
Organism: Morone saxatilis (striped sea-bass)
Lineage: Eukaryota; Metazoa; Chordata; Actinopteri; Moronidae
Gene: fhl1a
Product: four and a half LIM domains 1a
Exons: 6
Coding region: 134-1027 (297 amino acids)
Biological process (GO): muscle organ development
Molecular function (GO): transmembrane transporter binding
Source: RefSeq, a predicted model, not a curated record